AUGAUGUCUAUUUCAUAUAAGUAUCUCUUUUUACUAAUAACUACUAUCUCCUCAAUAAUAGAAAUUAUCUUUGCACAACCAUUAGCUGCAUCAAUAUUACAAGAAAAUUGUAGUAUUAAAGGAUCAUGUGAGUCAGGGGUAUCUUGUACAGGGGCAGGUAUUAUUGGUCUAUGUUCUAAUAGCUUAUUAAAUAAAUAUGCAAUUCAAAUAAAUGGUACAAUUCCAACUGGACCUAAUUUAUUGUUAACAUCACAUUAUCAGAUACCAUGGUAUUAUACACAGGUAUUAUACCUUAUUUUAGAUGGAAAUGGGAAUCCAUAUAUUGUACUUCAUAUUGGACAAGAAUCAAUGGGUCUAGCAUUAAUGAAUCAUUAUAAUAUGAUACUAACCCAAAGUAAUCAGUAUAUUACUGUGAAUAGUAAUUUAUAUCCAGGGAAUAUUGGAAAUAUGUAUCGUGUUUCUCCUAAUGAUAAUUAUAUUGUCUGGCUAGUAUAUGAAGAUAAAAAAUUAUCACUAUAUUAUGAUUUAUCUGGUACAAUAUAUGAAAUGGCAUAUAUUAAUCUUCCUGAUGAUCCUAUAAUAAGUGGAAUUAUCCCCUAUUUUGGAGUCCAACAAAAGGCAGUAACCUUCACUCAGUUCUUUAAUUUUUCUUUAUCUAAAUUUACACGAUUACAACAAAUGUCAUAUGAUUUAUGGCAACAGAAAGUAGAUGCGAGUUCUGGGUUAUGGAGAUCUGAUUGGUCAUGCUUUUCAGGAAUUUUUGGAUCAUGCAUGCAUACAUCUAUUGUUCAAGCUGGUAAUAGUCCAUUUUCUGAAGGUUACAAAAUUUCUGUAGACCAAGGGUUAUACGGUACUCCAUUUGUUUUCAAGUUUAGUAAUAUUCAAUCUGUUGUUGCUACAUUUUCUAUCAAUUAUCCAGGAGAUAUUUUUAAUGACGUGCCAGUUACGUUAAAAAAUUUAAUUACUGGUCAAGAGUCUAAUUAUACUAUACCUAAGUCUUUAUCUAUAAAGGCAUCACAAGGUUAUUACAAUACUUAUAAUAAUCUGAGUUUCCUUAUAACUGGUGGAUACUUGUUAGUUGGUUUUGAAGACUAUUAUUUUAUAGGAGUUAAUGUAGAAGGACUUGGUAUUCAUUGUGUUUCUGCUCCAGUUUGGUUCACAUCGAUAAUAACAACAGUAUAUCCUGAACCUACUACUUUAGGAACAGCUUCUGGUCAUACAAAAUGUAAAGUUGAUGAAACUAAUUGUACUGGUAAUGAAAUGAGGCUAACUACACCACUACAACCAGGUAAUCAAAUAAAGAUUGUAACUAGAUUUGCACCUGAAAGUUCUAAAUAUAUUCAGGAACUAUUACCUACUAUACCUGGAAUACGUGGAGCAAUUACAAUGGGAGAUGGAAUUUAUAUGAGAGCAGCAGUAUUAUUUGCACAGUCUUCUGUAUCUAUUACUAUAUUUAAUAGUGUAGGAGUUUUAAUAGAUAGUCAUGCCAUAUAUUUACCAGAAAAUAAGGAAUUAAAUUACAAUGGUAUUAUACAAGUAUUUAUUGGUGUUACAAAUAAUAAUAAAUUAGCAGUUUCAAUGAUGCAUAAUGGAAAAACUCUACAACUCUGUUCUAUUCCAUUAUUAGGUAUUUCAUUAACAUCAUUCCGUGUAGUUAGUGGAUAUAUUGAGGGUAUUACAUCGAAUUUUAUUUAUUCAAGUGAUGGUUAUCCAGCAGAAGGAUACCCAGAACUUGUCAGUCAAUCAUCUCCUAAUUCUGAAAGUUGUUAUAUAUCUGUAAAUGGUAAAUGUUCUUCAUAUCAAAUUGUAGGUAUAGAUACUAAUGGUUUAAGUAGUGGUAUUUAUAGUCUUAUAGAGGCUACAUAUAUUACAUUACCAUUAACUAUUCAAUUUUUAGAAACAUCUUCAGGUAAAGAAGCUGUUAAUAUAUAUAUAAGUACAAAUGGUAUAAUUAAAUUAUCUAAUAUGUUGCAAAAUGUAUCAGUAAGUGGUAUUUUGUCAUCAACAUGUAUUUCUAAUAUCAUGUUCAAUGGCUUAUAUAUGGUAUUAUCAGUAGAUAAUGAUAAUGUAUAUUUAAUAUUAUGCUCAAGAUUAGUAGCAACAAUACCUAAUAGUGGUUUAGAUGUAUCAUUAACUGUAAUAUUUGAUGAAAAUAUUAGUGGUAUAACUAAUGUAAUCUCAGGAUUCCCAGCAUUUUCAUUAGCUUCUGAGGAAUCAUUACAAAUUAUAAAUACAAAUGAUAAUUAUCUUACCGAAUUUAAUUUAACUAGUUUAGAAUUUUCAUCUCCUUGUAGCAUGAAUGGUUUAUGUAGUGGUAGUACAUGUUCUGGUAGUGCAGCAACAGAUAUAUGUAAUAAAGAAUUAUCUGAUGGAUUUGCAGUCUCAAUUUCUGGAAUUGUUCAGCCUAUUCUUUCUUAUCCCGAGCAAACUAUAGGUAAUUCAUUCCUAUACUCUGAUACUAUUCAAAUAUUUAGUUUUAUACAAGAUAGUGGACUUGAAAUAUUUCAAUUAGUUAUUACAUAUAAUCAAAUUGCACUAAUUGAUGUUAAUGCUGGUGUAGGUGUUGGUGGUUCAUUACCACUUGGUAUGAUAUUAAAUUUAGGAUCUAAAUAUUGCAUAUGGAUUGGAUUUUAUAAUUCUAAAAUUAUUCCAAUGGUUGAAUUCCCUUAUGGUUCAAAUAAGAAGUAUGUUAUACAUUCAUUAACAAGUACUUUUGCUGAUUGGCCACAGAGUAUAUCUCAAACAUCUAAUAACAUAAAACCAAUUUCAAAGAUUAUCCCUAUUCUAUUUGUUCAGAAUCCAUAUACAUAUUCUAUUGUAUAUUCAGAUUCACUUUGGUAUCCUUGGACUGGUGUGUAUAUUGGACAAAAUGAAGGUUCUGAUAGUUGUACUUUAACAAUGUUUGGAUCAUGUAUUUCAUCAACUAUAUAUAUGCCUGCAAAUAUAGAUACAGUAUCAGAUAUUUAUCUUGAUAUAUAUCUUCAUAAUUGGUCUAAUAAUGAUAUUGCAGUAUAUUUAAGGAAUUCAGCUGAAGAAUCUAUAAUUACAUUAUCAAUGUCAUAUACAUCAAUAUUGUAUGAGGGUAAUAGAAGCUUUAAUAUGAGUAAUUUUGCAGGAGAUAAAAUAAGUUUCACCCUAUAUAAUCAAAAUAGUCGAGUAAUUAAUAUAAAAUUAAAUUACACAGCUGCUAUAAGUAUCUACAUAAAUGGACAAGUUCAAAGUACAAUUUCUACUCGUGGUAGGAAAUUUAAUCAUAUUACAACAUCUAAUAUGCCACCAAUGAAUGUUAGAUUAGUAAGAUCAUCAUUUAGUCAUCAACCAUAUUGGCAAGCUCUUGAAUAUGCAAGUGAAAUAGCUAGAUCGGAAAUAGCAGCAGGUGUUAGUGGUUGUAGUCAAAAUUCCCCAUUUUAUAAUUGGUAUUCAAUAGCAAAUGAAAUAAUUCCAGGAUCUGAAAUACAAUAUUUAUGUAUGCCUAAUCCAGAUAAAUAUACCCUUACAUUUAAGUCAAUGAUUCCAGAUUAUGUUAAUCAACAACUUGGGCAAGCCUUUAGGAAUUUCCCUGGAUUUUUACAAGCAAUAGUUCUUUUAAAUUAUGAUAAAGUUGCUUAUACAGUUAUUAUUGCUAGAAAUUAUAUUUCAUUUUAUAGUUCUGACUAUAAUGGUACAGCUUCUGAUUAUAGAAAUUGUGCUGCUAAAUUAAUAACAGAUAAAUUAGAAUUUGGAGAUGAAUAUCAAAUAUUUAUUACUGUUAAUGGUAAUAAUAUUUAUACAUAUCAAAAAGAUUUAAAUACAGGUGAAAUUGGUUUAAUAUGUGGUAUUCCAUUUACAUUAUCAUUUAAUAGUGCUAAAUAUUUAGAUCAAACUAAUGGGAAUUAUCCUGUGAGUCUUGGUGAAUUCUUUGAUUAUGUUCCAGAUAGUAAAAUUACUUCUAAUAAUGCUAAUCAGUUAUAUCCAUUGGGAUUUGUAGAAGAUAAAUCAAUUAUAUUGUCAUCUGGUUCACCUUUUUCUCUUGGUAAUAGUAUGAGUUUAAGUGUUCAAUGUAACCAUGAAAUUUCUUUUGGUGGAAUGAGUGGUGAACCUCAAAUUUAUAUUAGUAUAAAAGAUAAUAAAGUUGAAAUUUCUAAUUUAAUAGAACAAGUAACAUCUAUUGGUAAAAUUCCAGACGAAUGUAAAUGUUUAAUAAACUCAGAUAAAAUUAUUCUUUCUAUUGUAAGUCUUGAAGAUGGAUAUACUUUAGUAGUUUGUGGUAAUAUAAUUGCAUCUGUUGAUUCGAAUGGUACAUCUAUUUAUCAGAUAGCUAGUGAAGAAGUUUUAACUGUCCAUUUACGUCCUGAUAUUCGUCUUGCAGUUGCAACUAAAUCUAAUAUAAAAAAUAUUCAAAAUAUAUCAAGUGAUUCCGAUGAAACUUCCAGAACUAAUGAUAAUGAUGAUAAUGAUGAUAAUGAUAUUGGUACUAUAAAGUCAAUACCAACAGAAUUACCAAAUGAAUUUAAAAUUAUUACAACACUAUAUGUUAAACCAAGUUACAAAUAA
Messenger RNA from Cryptosporidium muris RN66, 4533 nucleotides. RefSeq lists its product as uncharacterized. NCBI's taxonomy places the organism in Eukaryota, Apicomplexa, Conoidasida, Eucoccidiorida, Cryptosporidiidae. The coding region runs from base 1 to 4533 and encodes 1510 amino acids. The record is from RefSeq and is a predicted model, not a curated record. The transcript has a single exon.